AUGACAGGGCAACCAGCGCACCAUAGGAUUGGCAAUUGUCCCCAUCCACAGGCACAGAUUGCGCAGUCAUGGAUGGACCAGGUGAUCGAACAGGUGGUCCACCAGCCACGUGGGGCCGGACGGCGAGGGUAUGAGGCAUAUGCGGCAUGUUUUGGAUGCCAUUCCCCGCAGUGGAUUUGCCAACAGUGGGAGAGCAACGGCUACGGUGGUUACCAGAAGACGCACGAGCGGUGUCAAUAUCCCCAUGUGGCGAUUCCGAUCAUGGGACAGUUAUUGCAUGGACCGCAGCGGCAUUCAAUCCGUGUAGCAUGGCAACAGCGAAUGCAGGCCCAGUUCCCCGGGGUGGACAUUGACGAUGAGCGAGGGUUGAUUGGACAUUUCCAACGGCGAUUUGGGCGACGUGGUGAGGAGCGCAGCGGAUUGGUGGUAGAGAUGAAUUGGAUGUGUGAAUUUAUCGAGCGGGAAUUCCCCGCGUGA
Molecule: messenger RNA, 477 nt
Organism: Talaromyces marneffei
Lineage: Eukaryota; Fungi; Ascomycota; Eurotiomycetes; Eurotiales; Trichocomaceae
Exons: 1
Coding region: 1-477 (158 amino acids)
Source: RefSeq, a predicted model, not a curated record